Molecule: messenger RNA, 1816 nt
Organism: Chlamydomonas reinhardtii
Lineage: Eukaryota; Viridiplantae; Chlorophyta; Chlorophyceae; Chlamydomonadales; Chlamydomonadaceae
Exons: 14
Coding region: 83-1207 (374 amino acids)
Cellular component (GO): Golgi apparatus
Molecular function (GO): glycosyltransferase activity
Source: RefSeq, a predicted model, not a curated record
GCUCACAUACUACUCAACUGGCUUUAUAUCGUGCAUAUAACCGCGUGGUCUUUACAUAGUAGGGAAGGUACAGAAAAGAAACAUGGGGCUUCGCUUCAUGGUUGCAGUUUUCGUGGCACUGGUGGCACUUACAGGGCGAGUGACGCUUGCCGAUGCACCCACAAAUGUCAGUUUGCCGGAUCUAGCAAACAGCUUCUGGUCCGCGAACGGUUUGAAGCUGCCAACAAAGGAGCUCGUGGACGCGGUUAAUAAGGCGAAGCUUCCCGUGCUGGACUCCUUUGGUCACAAGCGGGAAAUCGUCUUAAUGUCCAUCGCCAGCGAAUACGCGUUUCAGAAGAUGUUCGACAUCUUUUUAACGUCCUUGCAAAACAUCACAUUCCCCAGGAAGGACGGGUCACAGGACAACUUGGCAAAGCAUUUGGUCAUAAACGUGAUGACCUCGGGGACCAUCGAGAAAUGCACCAAUGUGGCAAAUAAGUACGGGUCGUACUGCGUUUCGUUUGCAAAUGAUAAGUUCACAAUGGGCAAUAUGCAUGUGUUUUCUAAUGACUUUUAUGGCAUUGGUUUCACGAAAACGGGCACUAUAUUGGAUGGCUUGACGUUGGGUGUCGAUGUCCUCUUCUUGGAUGCCGACCAGGUGUUUUUCAAGAACCCGCUACCAUACCUGCUGGCGCGUGAGGCGGACAUCCUUGUGUCGGGUGACUGCCACAACCACGGCGACUCCACGCCCAUGGAGCGGUUGCCGCCCAUCAACAACAACAUCGGCUUUGUGUACUUCAGGCCGACGGCUAUGGUGACGCGCGCAGUGUAUAACUGGGCAAUGUGGCUUGCUAACAUCGCCCGUAGCGGCGGGAAACCAUGGGACCAGACUACUUUCGCGGGUGCCAUUGAAUGGGUGUCCGGCGAGGUGUCUGUGCGGCAUAUGUCCAUGGCCAUGCUCCACCCCGACCUGUUUCCAUAUCUGUGCAUGGGGCACUGCGGAUGCGACCUCCGCGGAGUGCCGUAUUUUCACAAUGGCAAACUACCGCCCAAGCGUAGUGAUGGGACAUGUGAACCAGAGCUGAUGAAGGAGUGGUACAACUACCACAUGCCGUGCGCGGGCGACAUGAACUUCAAGGGGCAGCUGAUGCAGGACUACGCCGAUAUGUACAUGAAGGUGGUCGGCCCCAUCAACAGCAAGUCGGCGCCCAUGCAAGUGCUUGCUUAACAAGCCUCGAUCAAAACUUGCACUGCGGGGCAAGCAGCAGCUAGGUCUGCAAUGUGAUCAUGCCCAGUGGAAGGCAUGUUAGGCUGGGGGUUGGGAAGCGGAAGAGGGAACAAGAGAUGGCGCCGGCUACCGUGAGGGCGGAACCAGGUUGUGAAUGGUGACAAUGUACAAAAGGAAGCGAGCAUUACGCGACCUGGUGUGCAUCCGCGUCGUCUGUGCUUGUUGUCCGGGUAAGGAAGAGAGCGGAAGAGAUGCGUGGCGUCGUCAGCGUAUGACUCCUUGUAGGAAUGCCGGUGAGCAUGGGACGACUCCGAGGCGUGAUAUUGCACACGGGGUCUGCAAUGUGAUGGAUGCUACUACAGUAACUGGGCGGGAGCGGUAAAGUGGCAUACAAUGUUGAGAGUGUGGGGUAUCUGUUGCGGCUUCUGUUAUUUGGUCUGUGUGCUUAGCAGGCUGCGUGUUACAACCCCCAGCCUGCAGGGGGUCUGGACCUACGUUCCGUGGUGUCGGAGGCGCACAGGCCACCGCACGGGCAUGUGUGCACGCGCUGUUGUGUCACGCUGGCACGCACAUGUGUGCACGUAUGUACACUACGGUAACCGCCGUGCA